Molecule: messenger RNA, 3737 nt
Organism: Lottia gigantea (owl limpet)
Lineage: Eukaryota; Metazoa; Mollusca; Gastropoda; Lottiidae
Exons: 7
Coding region: 1-654 (217 amino acids)
Biological process (GO): proteolysis
Molecular function (GO): metalloendopeptidase activity
Source: RefSeq, a predicted model, not a curated record
AUGGCGGUGAAACUCGGCCCUGGAUGGUGUGGCAGUAUAGUAAAUGCUACUAUACCCUUUUGUUCCAUUACGACCCCAGGAGGUAUUGGUUAUGUUAAAGGAGCUUGUAUAUCAUCUAGAAAAUAUGCCAAAUCAACUUAUGAUGUGGCAGUUAGUGAGAUUGGUAAAAGUUUUAAGGGAGUUUUAGUCAGUGCACAUGAAGUCGGACAUCUAAUUGGAGCUUAUCAUGAUGGAGUAGACGAAGCUGCAGAUUGCCCAAAAAACUCGGGUUUUAUUAUGAGUUAUACAAGGCAUAAUGCCUCCAUGUUUUCAAGAUUUUCGGAAUGCUCAAAACGAAGUAUACGCCACUUUCUAUCGAAGAUAUGGUAUUCCAAAUGUUUACGAGAGACUUCAGAUGCAGGUUAUACCUAUCCUGAAUUGUUGCCAGGACAAUAUAUGCCUAUAUCGGACCAGUGUCGUGAAUAUUCCAAUGGCUUUCCUUGUCCAUCACAGUCUGCAGAAGAAAGAUGCCAAAAAUUAUGCUGUGAAAAUAAUGUUUAUAGAAUAUUUCGCCGAGAACCAGCUGUAGAUGGGACUAAGUGUGGUCUGGGAAUGAUGUGCAUGAAUGGGGCGUGUAUACCAUCCUCUAAACUGAAAGUUUUACCUUGGAUUUAAAAUUAGAUAAAACAGCAUCGAUAGACUUAUAUUAUUAACAGUCUAAAUAUUAUUUGAACGCAAUUUUAUUUUUAUUUAUCAAAGACACAUAUUAGUUAUUAAAGAAAUCGUUGCUAUUUGGAGUUUUAUUUUGGUCAAAGGAUAUUAAAACACAGAGCAACAUCUUCAGUUUAGACUGAAAUAAUAAUCAACAUUUGUUGAAUUUAAAAUGAAAUAUUCAGCCCUUCCAUUUGUAAUCGCUUAAAUUGUCCAUGGUUUUACUCAUUUUCUCAGCCUUAAACUGUAUUUUAAUUAGAUGAAUUGAAUAAUUCAAGCGAAAACCUUCGUAAUUCAAUCAGUGACAUGAUUAUCGAUGAAAGAAAGAAAUCGUGUCUACAUCAUGCCCGGACUUGAAUCGACAACCCACACACCGUAUAAUAGGUCAUAUUGAAUCCUUUAUUUCUAUUUUAUCAUAAGAGAGGUUGUAAACAUAGAGAUAAAUAUUUAUUUAGUAGAUCUAUUUAAACACAUGCCAAUAUUUCAUAAUGACUAGAAACUUUCCUUAUUUGCCUAAAACUUUUAAGUAAUAGUGUACAUCAAAAGAAUAAAAAUAAUGCAGAAACUUCUCAUUGCAAAGAGUCUUAUUUCGACAACAAUGAAAUCAAAUUGACGAUCAAAAUGUUAAGAGCAAGGUAAAUUAGAAAUAGUGACUUUCUUGUAUUAUUAGAAAACUUCUCACUGGGCUACGCCCUGCAACAUAUGCAGGAUUCACACUGUCCCGAAAUCGACACCAGAUGGCCACAGGCCAUUUAAACAGUCGAAGCAAUACGAUGCGUACAGAAAGUCCCAAGAUGCCGCCAUAACUAUGCACUAAUAUGGCUACACAAUUUCGUAUUGAAAGUACGAUGCGUUGUUUGUCCUUCCGAUGCUAAAAACUUAUGACCAAGAGUGAAAUAUUUAAUUGCUGUUCGGAGAUUUUUGGAAGAAGAACCACGGUACAUUUCAAAUUUAUUUCGAAUUCAACUGUCUUCUCCAACACCGUGGUCCCAUCCCGAUUUUAUAGAUCUACAAUUUGAUGGAUAAACGGCAUUGUGAGGGCAUAGAACAGCCUUAAGUUUCUUCGUGGAGCCGUCGUAAAGGUACCAUCAUACGGUGGCUCACAUACGACAUAUUUCACUUUUAAUUUUGAAUUAAAAACAUAAAUUUUCACCUAGAUGAUAAUUCCUGUAAUUUUGAAUUAAAAACUUUAAUUUUCGUGAUAAUUCGAGUAAUUUUUCUUUAAAAACUUAAUUUUCACCUAGGUGAUAAUUUAACGAAUCUUGUAAAGAACGGCGAAAAAAAGUUUUUAAUUAAAAAUUCUUGAAUUAUCACCUUGGUGAAAAUUAAAGUUUUUAAUUAAAAAUUACAGUUAUGAGGUUCUAAUUAUUGCUAUUCACUAAUUUACACAGUAUUCAUCACCUAGUUUACCACUAUAUAUAGUACAUCAGAAUAUUCAAAGAUAUAUUUUAUUUCACAGUUUUUACACCAAAUAAAUAAGGUAAAUAUUGUUUGCAAAAGAAAUCAACACCAGUACUAGUUUUUAACUUAAGACGGAUUUUAAAUGGAUGAAUAAAGAAAUUAUAAGGUUUAUAAAUACGGGGAUAUCUAUUUUUUGCUACCCACAUGUAUCCAUCGACGAGGGUCAUCAUGUUUUCACGAUGAGCCAUGCCGUAUAAAACACUAUGAAAGGCGAUUUCUAUAAAUAGUCUAUGUCUAGAAUAUAUACUGAAAUAAAAUAAAGCAUCCUCUUUCAAAAUAGAUGGAAUGUAAGCUAUAUCGGCUCCUCCGUAAAAUAUACCAUCAUUCACCCCUGAAUUAUGCGCCAAAUUCGCUUUAUGCUGUUCAUAUUUUUCUGUAUAAUUUUCUUUCAAAUCUUUGAACAUGCUUACCAUUGCUUUUUGACCAUAAAAGGCAUGCCAAUGCCCCCAUUCGUGAAAAAUUUGAUUGAGAUGAAGAUAGCGUGUAGAAUUUAUCAACCAGAUUUUAUCCAAAGGAAAAUCUUUAAAUCUCCAUGGAUUAAUUAAAACGUCAUCUCCAAUUAAUAAAUAUCCACGCACUUUAAAGUCCAUUUGCAUGGCAUGUAUCAAACACCUAUAGAAAUACGCACCUGUACCCAUAUCAGCUUCUAUAAAACUUCCUUGGUAAUUGUACUCUUUGGCCCCAAGUUCAAACGCAGUUUUAUUGCUUGCACAAUACACUAUGUGAGAGACACUUUGCUCGUAAAGUUUUUGGAUAUUUGGAAUGUUGCUAAAAUGGGGAUAGUUAAAGACAACAAUCAAAAGAAUGUCUACUUGUGUAAGUACUGGGGUUGCAGUUUUAACAUCUCUGGCAAGGGUGUAGUUUUUUAAUGGACAGUACCUUGUUAAAGCUUUUGUAUAAAAACUCUUCGGACGUGGUUCUGUUUUAGGUGUAUAUAUUACUUGGCUUUCAGAAGAGAUACGUUUUAAAUCAUCAUUUGAUAUAGUUGGCGAACGCCUCUGAGGUAGCGAAUACCCCACCGUUUGUAAGCCAUUAAGCCAUAUUCUUACACCUUCUAUAUUUGAUGGUUUUAGAAAUGAUUUCUGUGUCAGAGUUUUAAUCAGCUCCGUGAAGCACUCAUAAAGAGUAAAAUAUUUUUCACAAGUCCAACCUAGUAAAAACUCAGUAAAAAGGCGAACUCUGCUGCAAAUACUGUUUCCUUUUGGUCUGUAUUUGAAACCAGAAGAUAAUUCAUUUGAGUUUUUAAAGGUUGAUUCUGACGCGUGAAAUCCAACAGUGCCGUUUAUUUCCCAUAAAAGUCGCUGUACCAUUAAAUUUCUGUAGAUAUCACCAAGUUCAGGUGGGCUAACUGACGGAGUAAACAUAGUCCAAUAAGCCAUGUUCCUGAAAACGGUGUUUUGUGUGAAAAAUGGUGACAGCUGUCCUCGUGAUAAAAAUAUUGGUGGCGCCUUUGAAUCUUGAAAAUACCUCGUUAACUCUGAAUUGACUGUACCUUCCUCUUUCCAUAAUAUAUUAACAAUAUCAGUUCUAUCGGUAACUACGUGUUCGACAUAAGGAUUUAUAUUAGUUAACACAUAGGACAUGUU